Molecule: messenger RNA, 1488 nt
Organism: Aspergillus lentulus
Lineage: Eukaryota; Fungi; Ascomycota; Eurotiomycetes; Eurotiales; Aspergillaceae
Product: cytochrome b2, mitochondrial
Molecular function (GO): oxidoreductase activity
Source: RefSeq, a predicted model, not a curated record
AUGGCUGGCGAGAAGCUUUUAUCCACUAAAGAGGUGUUGAAACACAAAUCGCCUGAUGAUUGUUGGAUUGUUGUUGAUAAUAAAGUAUGGGACGUAACUGAUUUUGUGGAGGAACACCCUGGAGGGUCAAAAAUCAUUCUGAAAUACGCGGGCCGUGAUGCCACCAAGGCCUACUCAGAGGUUCACUCUCCUGGUGUCAUCAAAUCAAAUCUACCGCCAGAGAAGUACAAGGGAAUCCUCGACACGUCCGCAAUCGAUGAAGAAUGGCUCAAACAGCCUCCCAGCGAGAAUCCACAGGUCGUCCUGGACAACGAGAAGCCGCCCUUGCACACUCUGAUCAACUCACACGAUUUCGAACUUGUGGCGUCCAAGACCGCAAGCAAAAAGACGUGGGCAUUUUAUUCCAGCGCCUCGACCGAUCUCAUCACUCGCGAUGCGAACAAAUCUUGCUUCGACAGGAUCUGGUUUCGACCUCGCGUCCUCCGAAACGUUCGAUCCGUGGAUCCAAGCUCCAGGAUUCUCGGCGUCAGUUGUAGCAUGCCAUUGUUCGUAAGCCCGGCUGCUAUGGCUAAGCUUAUCCAUCCGGAGGGAGAGUGUGCGAUUGCCCGGGCAUGUGAGCGCAAAGGUAUCAUGCAAGGAGUUUCCAACAAUUCUUCGUACACUCUGGAUCAGCUGAAAGACGCGGCUCCUUCGGCAAAUUUCUUCUUCCAGCUGUACGUUAAUCGAGACAGAUCGAAGUCUGCAGCGCUUCUUCGUCAAUGCUCGGCCAAUCCGAACGUCAAGGCAGUUUUUGUGACAGUCGAUGCUGCAUGGCCAGGCAAACGGGAAGCGGAUGAGCGAGUCAAAGCCGAUGAGAACUUGUCUGUGCCCAUGGCACCGGCACGAGCGAAGAACGACAAGAAGGGCGGCGGCCUUGGACGUGUGAUGGCCGGCUUCAUUGACCCUGGACUGACUUGGGAUGACUUGGUGUGGGUUCGAAAGCAUACGCAUCUACCCGUGUGUCUGAAGGGAGUGAUGUCUGCGGAUGACGCGAUCUUGGCGAUGCAGGCUGGGUUGGAUGGCAUUCUUCUCAGCAAUCACGGAGGUCGCAAUCUUGACACGAGCCCUCCAUCUAUACUCACUCUGCUUGAGCUUCAUAAGCGCUGUCCGGAGAUCUUCGACAAGAUGGAGAUAUAUGUGGACAGCGGAAUCCGUCGGGGAACGGACAUACUCAAAGCCAUCUGCCUGGGUGCCACCGCUGUCGGCAUGGGGCGCAGCAUGCUCUUCGCCACGAAUUACGGGCAGGAAGGAGUCGAACAUCUGAUAGACAUUAUGAAAGAUGAGCUAGAGACAGCGAUGCGGAACAAUGGGAUUACGUCACUUGAUGAGGCUGGCCCUCAUAUGGUCCACACGGGCGAUAUUGAUCAUCUAGUUCCUGACUCUCGGUCACAUCCGUAUGCCCGAGCGGUUGCAAAGGGUCGGCGUUCAAAGGAAGUCGCCAAGCUUUAA